Messenger RNA from Pseudomyrmex gracilis, 3000 nucleotides. RefSeq names its product aminopeptidase N-like. The transcript has 14 exons. NCBI's taxonomy places the organism in Eukaryota, Metazoa, Arthropoda, Insecta, Hymenoptera, Formicidae. Gene Ontology annotation, cellular component: cytoplasm. Gene Ontology annotation, biological process: proteolysis; peptide catabolic process. The coding region runs from base 101 to 2671 and encodes 856 amino acids. The record is from RefSeq and is a predicted model, not a curated record. Gene Ontology annotation, molecular function: metalloaminopeptidase activity; peptide binding; zinc ion binding.
CAGUCGAGAUCGCAGAUAUCCUUUGUUUUUAAUCUUAUAUAGUGAUGCUUUUGUGUUUCAAGAGAUUCCUAUUUUAAUAGACUGGAUUAUUAUCUUAAGGAUGGUCCACAUUACGCAGAUGCUUCCAUUUUUUGGUACUUUGUGCCUACUAUUUCUAACCGGAAUUGCUUCUUCCACGAAUAAGACUUUAUCUGAAGAAGUACAAUGCAUAAAACCGAUAUCCUAUGAAAUGACUCUUUUUCCACAAAUACAAAAUAACUCUCUCAACGUUGAAUCUCGCGUCAAAAUAAACGUUACAUGUAUUCCACGAUGGAUAAGAUUAUAUUUUGGACGUUAUUGUAAUCAACCGGAAAUUUCUAUCAGUAGUGAUAUACAAAAUAGUUCUACUUCUUUGUUUUUAAAAAUAAAUUCGGUGAUAUUUUUUACGAAAGAUCGAUUUAACAGCUUGAACAUCACAAUUCUUUCUCUGAAUCGCGAGAAUAUUAGAAUAAACAACCGAAUAAAAUAUCUGCAACGUGGAAUAUAUUGGAUACAUGCGAAAUAUAAUUGCAGGUUAGCAAAAGUUGCAACAGUUUUAUCAUAUGUCCAACAAUCUGAAGAAACAGAAUAUUUGAUUUUGCCGCGUAUUCCCGCUGAAUGGAUAUUUCCUUGUUGGGAAAACCCAGCAAAUAAGGCCACAUUUAGUAUUAACAUUUACCACAACAUCGAUGAAAUAGCUCUUUCACAUAUGCCUGCACUUCCAAUAAAUUCUAGUCAUUACGAAACUAUAAUAACUAAAAAUCAAGUUUUCUUCAAUGAAGCUGACAUUACAUACGAUGAAGAACUAGAUUCACUUGCACAAAAAAAAAAGGUAACAUGUUUGGUAGCACGUAAUGUAAUACAAGAAAUGUUCAGUGCUUGGUUACUUACAUUGAAACACUCUGAUUCCUGGUUUAUGGAAGGUUUUUCAACAUAUUAUGGAGUGUAUAUUAUUGAUCAGAUUUUUGGUCAAUCUUUACUGAAGUCGCUAAUAAUCCAAACACGACGAGAAUUUCUUGAUUUUAUAGAAGCAUAUGUUACACAUGAUCUUCCAGUUAAAGAAAAUUCACCGUUCAUAUCUCCAAGCUCGAUUUUUAUCGAAUUGUGGCGAAAGAGUGCACUUAGUAUAUUUUACAUGGUCACAGACAAACAUGUUCUAUACAACUCCAUGUUUAGAGACGCCAUAAACUUAUAUCAUAACACUUUAUCACGUGAUACUUAUACUACACAAUUAAAUUUUGAUAUUUUAUGGAGCAAACUACUAUCUGAGAUGCCUACGCAAAAAAAUACGUCUUUCCUAACAACUUUAACGACUGUGAUACCUUCUUGGACACACGUUGGUUAUCCUCUAGUACAAGUAAACCGACACAACAAUACACGGAUUCUUGAAAUAUUGAUUAGAGACUGUUUUCUAAGUAAUAUAGAAAAAUCUUGUGUAAGCACGUGGUGGGUACCUGUGACCUAUAUAACAAUACCACAGUCUAAUAUCAAAUAUCAAUUGUACUUACAACCAGACGGAAACAAUAUUAUAGUUCCGAAUAUUAAAGAAGAUGAUUCUAUCAUUUUUAUAGAUGUACCUGGAUAUCGCGUCAACUACGAUCGUAAAUCUUGGAAGAAUAUUGCUAUCUUCUUGAAAACUACACCAUUUAAUAUGUUGAAUUUAUCUGACGUCACAUUAGCUCAAAUUUUCGACGAUGCUUUUUAUUUUUUAGUACAAAAUACAGAUUAUAAUGAAAAUUCUGUUUCAAAUACUUAUGAAAAUCUAGACAUAUUUUUUGAUAUUGCAUACAGUGUAUUCCACGUGACCAGAUUCUACAUAGCUUGGUAUCCUAUAUUUACUGCGUUUGAAUACUUCUCAAAAAUGUUCCCGUUUCCAGAAAGUGCAUACAUCAAGUUUAAAAUUCUGUAUGUAGUGAACAAGUUUCUUGAGGAUUCGUCGCAUACACCUUCUUCCGAAAAUAAUGUCACUAAUCAGUUAUAUUACGAAGUUUUAAAAUGGGCAUGUAUUCUCGAUAGCAUAAAAUGCAAAGAUAUUGUCAUGGCUGAAUUAACGUGGCAUAUACACAAUCCUGCACAAAACAGAUUUUUGCNAAGUUGGCAGAAAUGGAUAUUUUGCCAGAGUUUAAUGGUUGAAAAUUCCACGUAUGAAAACUCUUCUACAUGGUAUACAUUAAAAACCAUGUAUGAAACGCAGUCAAAAGAAGAAGAAAUGUUUAAAUUUUUACCUUGUUCUCGACUUCGCAGCAAUAUUUUCUUAUCUUUCAAAUCCUUUGCUACUNCUUUUCUACCAUCUUCUGAACGUAGUGUAGAUUUAAANAAAAGUGAUAGAGUUUCUUUUNUUUUUACUAUUUAUGCGAAGCAUUCAAAAACUCUUGCNUCGCUGACGUCUAUACUAGAAGAAAUACGUUACAUAGAAAGCGACAUUAACAUAGGUGCACUAAUGAACUGUAUUAUUAACAACAUAUAUUCAGACGAAGGCCUGUCGAUGGUUACCGAUGAAAAGUUCUUACAAAUGCUGAGAGACAGACAUCGUGCGCCAUCUUAUGUUAUUGUCGCCGUGAAAAAAAAAGUUGAUGAUCGUCGUGCUUUACUAGUUAAAGUAAAAAAUAACUUGUUUUUAAGCGAUAAAAUGCAUUUAUUUACAGAGAUUUAAUGUUAGACUUGUAUACUCGUUUUAUUUAUCUUCAAGGAACAAAUGCUACCAAUUACUUCUAUUUCUCACUAGUUUUUUUAAUUGUGUUUAAUAAGAAAAGUUUUCUUUUAUGACAACAAAAAAUAUUUAUUACUCAUAUUUAAAAUCGGUAAUGCAGGUUACGGAUUUUAAUAUAGUUAAUAAUUCGCGCCAGUUGUCUACAUAAGAAAAUUAGAUCUGUAUUAAAAGUAAAUAAUUUAUAAUAGUUUAUUUGAUUAAAGUAUUGUUGUAAAGUUAAGUAUUCAUUAAGCAUCUUGCACAAAAAAUAAAUUUAUAUAUUAAGUACAUAG